Molecule: messenger RNA, 4182 nt
Organism: Talaromyces marneffei
Lineage: Eukaryota; Fungi; Ascomycota; Eurotiomycetes; Eurotiales; Trichocomaceae
Exons: 11
Coding region: 1-4182 (1393 amino acids)
Molecular function (GO): nucleic acid binding; ATP binding
Source: RefSeq, a predicted model, not a curated record
AUGCCUUUCGAUUCCAACAACCACUUCCUGACAAUAGAGGAUAAUGAUAUCCCUCUCGACACAUUCGACCGUGAGCUAUUAGCUCAACUUGAGGAGCAGAAUCCUCAACCAGUAGCCACGAUGAGAGGAAGUCUGUUGCACCGGUUUACAGAAGACUCUGUCUUACCUGAAUCUCCAGCCAUAGGGCACUACUCCAGCUCUCCAGAUACAUCGUUCCAAUCGAGCCCGUUACGGCGGUAUUUCAGACCCAGUCAAUCUCGAAUCACUCCAUCGCCCGGUUUCUCAGAGUAUCAGUAUGUGCCCGCUCACCUCAACAACAGGCCAGAGCAUACGGAAGGCAGUUCUUCGAGCAGAAAAGGGACAUCCGCAUCCCCUUCGUUGCCUCGUCAGAUUUCAUUAAGUCAUGCGCCUCCUGUAGUCCAAGGUAUUCAUCUGAUUGAAACCAAGGUGCUUCCAGAUCGUUUUCGUGCUCUAUUUCCCUACCCCGUCUUUAACGCGGUGCAGUCCAAGUGCUUCCCUCAUAUCUAUGAAACUGACCAUAAUGUCGUCGUAUCUGCACCAACAGGAAGCGGCAAGACUGUCAUUAUGGAACUCGCUAUUUGCCGUCUGGUCAACAAUCUGAAAGAUGGGCUGUUCAAGCUUGUGUAUCAGGCUCCGACAAGAGCUUUGUGUUCCGAGAGGUUUCGUGAUUGGUCCAAGAAGUUUAAUUCGUUGGGAUUACAGUGUGCCGAGUUGACGGGUGAUACUGAUUAUACUCAGUCUCGACUGGUGCAAACUGCCAGUAUUAUCAUCACCACACCGGAGAAAUGGGAUAGCAUGACAAGGAGGUGGAGAGAUCAUUCGAAGUUGAUGCAGCUUAUUAGAUUGUUUUUGAUUGAUGAAGUGCAUGUCCUCAAUGAGACACGUGGCGCUGCCCUUGAGGCAGUGGUAUCACGAAUGAAGUCGGUCGGUUCGAAUGUCCGCUUCAUUGCACUGAGUGCUACAAUACCAAACUCGGAAGACAUCGCUACAUGGCUGGGCAAGAAUGAUACGCUACAACAUUUACCUGCUCAUAAAGAACAUUUUGGCGAGGAGUUUCGUCCAACAAAGCUUCAGAAAUUCGUCUAUGGUUAUCCGUGUACGGGGAAUGACUUUGCGUUUGACAGGUUACUGGGCUCAAAGCUUCCUGAUAUCAUAUCUAAGCAUUCGAAUAAAAAGCCUAUGAUGAUAUUUUGCUGCACAAGAAAUUCCGCAAUUUCCACUGCAAAGGAGCUCGCUAAGCUAUGGUCAAACACUGUUCCUCAGAGACGACUCUGGGCUGGGCCGGUGAGAAUGCCUGUUGUCAGGAAUACUGAUUUGAGAGCACUUGUCAACUCUGGUGUUGCCUUCCACCACGCCGGUUUAGAUAGCGACGACCGUCAUGCUGUUGAAAAAGCUUUCCUCGAAGGCAAAUUGAGUAUUAUCUGUUGUACAUCUACGCUUGCUGUUGGUGUCAAUCUCCCUUGUUAUCUGGUUAUCAUCAAGAAUACCGUCUGUUGGCAGGAAGGUGGUUGCAAAGAAUACACCGACUUGGAGAUGAUGCAGAUGCUCGGACGUGCCGGUCGUCCUCAAUUUGACGAUACUGCCGUGGCUGUCAUACUUACAAAGAAAGAACGGGUCUCAAGCUAUGAACAGCUGGUAUCAGGCACGAUGCAACUAGAAAGUUGUCUUCAUUUGAAUCUCAUCGACCAUCUAAACGCAGAAAUUUCCUUAGGCACAGUUUCGGACAUUCAGAGUGCUAUCAAGUGGCUUGCAGGGACUUUUCUAUUCGUGAGACUCAGGAGAAACCCUACUCGCUACAAGUUGAAAGAAAACGCAGACCGCAUAGAUGAGGAUGAAAUGCUACAACAGAUAUGUCACAAGGACGUCAAACUUCUCCAGGAGACUGGUCUUAUUAACAAGCAAGGUCCUUUCAAAUCCACACCAUACGGCGAGGCCAUGGCCAAGUACUACAUCAAGUUUGAGACCAUGAAAAUUAUACUGGAAUUGCAUCCAAGAGCGAAGAUUUCGGAGAUUUUAUCUGCAAUAUCUCAGGCUGAAGAAUUCCAUGAGCUGCGUCUCAAAGCCGCGGAGCGCCCCUUUUAUAGGGAGCUGAAUCGUGCUCAUGGAAUCAGAUUUCCGAUCAAAGUAGAAUUGGUUCAGAAUACUCACAAGAUCUCUCUUCUUAUACAAUCUGAGCUCAGCGCCGUGGACUUUCCUUCUGCCGAGCAGUUUCAGAAACACAGGCUGCAGUUUCAACAAGACAAGGCGAUAGUUUUUACGCACCUCAAUCGUCUCAUACGCUGUAUUAUAGAUUGUCAGAUACACAACGAGGAUGGCGUUGCCGUGAGAAAUUGUCUAGAACUUGCGCGGAGCUUUGUUAGUCGAGUCUGGGAGAACUCACCCUUUCAAAUGAAACAGAUUGACCAGGUCGGUGUCGUUGCGGUCAGAAAGUUGGCUGGUGCCGGAAUUAGCAGUAUCCAAGAACUGGAGGAAACAGAAGCACAUAAGAUUGACAUGAUUUUGAGCAAGAAUCCUCCUUUCGGUAUGAAACUUCUUGCAAGGCUUGCUGAAUUUCCGAAGCUACGCGUGACUAUGAAGAUGCUGGGCAAGGUAAGCAAGCACGGCGGAUCGGUUAUGGUCAAUUUCAAGGCCGACAUAGGCUUCUUGAACGAGAAGACGCCAACAACUUUCCACAAGCGUCCAGUAUACGUCUGUUUCCUAGCAGAGCUCUCUGAUGGUCGACUUUUAGACUUUCGACGCUUGAGUGCUCAAAAGCUUCAGAAUGAUCACGAAAUCCUGCUGAGUGCGGAGAUCAAGAGUUCGCUACAGCAUAUAACAUGUUAUGUGAUGUGUGAUGAAAUUGGUGGAACAUGUCAAUACGCAGAAUUGAAGCCUGAUGUGCCGGAUUUGUUCUUCUCUGCUGACAUUUUAGAUAUGGAUAAAACAUUCUUAAUGAACACGUCCAGACGCAGAAAUGGUGACGGCCCAAAGCAGAAGGCUGUGAUUCAAAAUGAUAUUUUUGAAGAUGACGAUAUUCCGGACGACGCUUUCUUGGAAGCUGUUCAUGGUUUCGAUGGCCAUCAGCCACAGGAGCGAGGCUCAAUAGACAGAGCUUCGAGCAAGAGUCGCAAGAACGAACGACGUAUGAGCGAACAUCUCGUAGAUCUAGACGACGUCCAGCCGGUCACGCUCGAGAAUGGGAAAUACAACUGCAACCACAAGUGCAAGGAUAAAUCAACGUGCAAGCACUUUUGCUGCCGUAAAGGCCUCGACAAGCCACCUAAGAUGCACAGUAAGAAUGCUCCUACAAAGUCCCGUCAAAAUGAACGAACCAAAAGUAAGAGUCAGCUUCUACUGUUUACCAAUGGUCAUGGAAAGACAUCCAAUAAAGAUUCACAAGGGAACACCGACUUUGAUAUGGUUGAGUACUUGGACCUCACCCAGCCUAGUAAGGAAGAGCAACCAAAGAAACAAAUAGCCUCUGAGUGGCAUGUCCUUAAUUCGAAAGCAACACGGAUGGCUAAUUUGGACAUCGCAUCAACUCAAGCAACUUUGCCCAAAGCUUCCGUGAGUAAAGCUGGAAAUAGGAAGCGAUCCAACACUCGUCGACGACGGUCAUCGAGUGAGUAUGAUGAUAGUAGCUUGGAUGAACUUUUUUCUCCAGCCAGACCUUCAUUAAACAGUUUCACUGGUAUCUACUCGCCUACGGUAAACACGGGCCUCGAUUUGGAUGAUGAUUUUGAUCAAAUCCUGGGUUCAAUCAACACACAGCCAUCGAACAAUAUUCAAGAUGUUCUUGCAAGUCCUGUCUCGAAGACACUCGGACCACAUGAUACAUUUCUGCACAACGCAGACAAUUCAUCUUUGCUUGACAAGCAGGAUACACAGACUCAAGCAUCGUACGACAAGAGUCUUGGAUAUGAACCGGAAACAGCCACGACAAAGAGAAAAGUCGAACCAUUGAGUGAUGCCACGAAUAUCAGCAACCAUGCUUCCAAGCGCCCUAAGAUUGAUAUGCAAACUCUAACCGAUGAUAAUGCAAAUAUGACGAUUCAUGAUGACGCCUACUCAACUGACAAAGUGCAGUCUAAUUUGAUCCACCAGUCUGAGUCGCAAAAUAAGAACAUUGACGAGCUGUUGCUACAGGAGUUUGGCGAUAUAGUCAACUUCUCCGGGUUUUGA